Messenger RNA from Aspergillus welwitschiae, 1033 nucleotides. RefSeq lists its product as uncharacterized. NCBI's taxonomy places the organism in Eukaryota, Fungi, Ascomycota, Eurotiomycetes, Eurotiales, Aspergillaceae. The record is from RefSeq and is a predicted model, not a curated record. Bases 51 to 401 code for a protein of 116 amino acids. The transcript has a single exon.
CACUUUUUCUUUUGGAGGGGCUGGAGUCAAGCAUUUCUCUCUCGGUCUUUAUGAGGGGAUCUGCUAGGAUGCCACCAAGCACUCUAAAAAGGUUUCCGCCAACGUGUAUGACACGCUCACGGGGAAUAGAGACCCUGUGUUCACCUUUCACCAGGAGGAAUUUGGUCCGCACUAUCUUAUUCACACUCUCGCCCCCAGUCAGUGGUAACUAUUAUCCCCAUGUGGACAAGCUGACGCUCCUGUCCCGAAUUCACGUAUUUGGUAAGAAUCGGUCUACACUCGUACGUGGACAAAAUACAAAUUCCGAUCUGCUAGGAGUCUCCUACAGUAUGCUUACGGUAUGGCGCCACCACGUUAAAAGAAGAGAAAAUAUUUGCAAAGGUCAACGAAGCCCACCGUAGAAUGUCUUUUAAGGGGGGGACGAGUAAGGCAGGAAGAGUGGAAGAUAGCGAGAGUGAUGAAUUAAAACACAAACACAUAAAGAAUGAGCAGGACAAUCAGUCAGUCAUGCAAACAAAACUUUAGAAUUCGAGAGGUGUUGAGCACCCUUUAAAGUGACCCGAUCAAAGGAAACGAAACAAUUCUUAUUAAAGAAGGCAAACUCUAUCUUUGUGGUCAGUGGCAUGUAGUAGUGUGCCUACUGUAUGGUGUGUAUGUAUCUGCUUCCUGUAAAUUCUAAACUCAGGACCAACGCAAUCCUAGUCUGAAACCACUAUCUAUCCUUUGCAUGGGGCCGCGAUCCUCCCAUCCCAGAGAGAUACACAUUCUGGUUUUAGUUGCUUAUUCUCCUUCCUUGCCUACUGUAGCUUACUUGGAUCGGGUUUCCGGUACCAAGCCAACCAGGAGGGGACUAGCUGCCUAUUUUCUUGCCUGCGUCACUUUGUCUGACACAGCGGACGGGCACUUGAGAAGCUUCUGUGUGAAGUGUUACUGGCUGGGUGAGGGAGAGGCCCCGACCGUAGAUAUGGAGCAGCCAAGUGGGCGGGCAUCGAUGUUGGAUAUUACAUUUACAGCGUACCCAAGGAAAAUGGAU